This is a messenger RNA of Salvia hispanica, 1332 nucleotides long. RefSeq lists its product as uncharacterized. NCBI's taxonomy places the organism in Eukaryota, Viridiplantae, Streptophyta, Magnoliopsida, Lamiales, Lamiaceae. The record is from RefSeq and is a predicted model, not a curated record.
AUAAACAGAAAACUUGAAGAAAAUAGGGACUGACGAGUAGUAUAAAUAACAGUAGAGAGAAACGCUUUUCUUCCAUUGCAGCUCCCAACCAAAAAUCAACAGUGAAAUCUCAAGUAAUUAAGGAAGAAUUUCAUCAGCUUCAGAUCUCGAACUUCGAUUCCGUCGAUUUAGCGGAGGCGUUCACUUUUUUUCGGUAUAUUGUUUGUGAGCAAUGGAGAAAAGCACGCCGGUGAGGAAGCCUCACACUUCGACGGCAGAUCUGCUCACGUGGUCGGAGAAUCCGCCGGAAAACUCGCCGGCGCCGCCUUCCUCCGCCCGCUCUCACCAGCCGUCGGAUGGGAUCAGGAAGGUAGUAUUUGGAGGUCAGGUUACUGAUGAAGAGGUUGAGAGCUUGAAUAAGAGGAAGCCAUGCUCUGGCUACAAGAUGAAGGAAAUGACUGGCAGUGGUAUUUUCAAAGGCAAAGGGGAAAAUGGAUUAUCGGAAGCUGAUGAAGCCGAUGAGACAUCAGCCAACAAAACUGGGCUGCGUAUGUACCAGCAAGCGUUGUCGGGAGUCAGUCACAUCUCUUUUGGUGAAGAAGAUACAGUUUCUCCCAAGAAACCGGCCACUCUGCCUGAAGUUGCUAAGCAACGAGAGCUGAGCGGAAAUCUAGAAAGUGAAUCUGAAGCAAUGUUAAAGAAGCAACUCUCAGAGGCCAAAAACAAGGAGCUCAGUGGCCACAAUAUCUUUGCUCCGCCACCUGAGAUUAAACCCCGCCCCUUGGGCGCUCGAGCUUUGGCAUUACGAGAGAGCAUAACAAUUGGAGAAACUGCUUCUGGCAAUGGUGCUGAUGGUGGUUCGAGCGAGGAGCCUCUCAAGACAGCAAAGAAGAUACCUAACCAGAAAUUCUCAGAGCUCUCGGGGAAUGACAUCUUCAAAGGGGACGGAGCAGCUGCAUCAGCCGAGAAGCCACUGAGCUCAGCAAAGUUGCGGGAGAUGAGCGGGAGCAACAUCUUCUCUGAUGGCAAAGUGGAGUCUCGCGACUAUUUUGGAGGCGUACGCAAGCCGCCGGGUGGGGAAAGCAGCAUUGCUCUGGUGUAACUUGUUAGGUCUAACCUUGAAAUGUUUUUCCUCACUUGUUAAUUUGCAUCUCGGUUAUCUUAUUUAAAUGCAGGAUUGUGCUCUGCUCAUAUGAUUUUCGACCUGUGUUGUGGGUUUUGGUUUGUCUUAGGUUUGGUUAACAUGUUUUAAACUUUUUACAGAAAAAACAUAGUUGGCUAAUUGAGUUGUGCAUGUCAAUAGGUAUUUGUGCUGUUGUUUUUCUAAAUCAUAUGUAGUCUUUGUGUGCCUAA